GGUGACACAUUUCAGAGCUGUAUAAAUGAGUGGAAAGUACAGAUACUUCCACACAGGAACGCUGUAUGGUCUAAUUAACAGCCAGUCUGCUCUGUGGCAUUAAAAACAAAUUCUAUCAAGAAGAAAGAAUGGAGAGCCUUUGAAAGAAGGUUCACUGUUGAGAGAUGGCUGGCAGCAGAUUGAGUUAAAUAUAAACUGGCUGUUUGUGAAGGAUGCAAUGACUAAAGUGUCAUCUACAAUAAAUCUGUGGGAAAGAGAUAAGUAAAUAGGAUGGAAGACUGAGAUGAUCAACAGGGAACAUCUGGUGACCAUGAUGUUCACACAAGUAUGACACAAACAGGGGGACUGUCACCAUUAAACUGUAAAUGAGGAAAUAUCUGUCAGAAAAAUGGUGCUCCAUCCCUGCAGGGGCCUUCCAGAGAUUCAGCACCAAGUUGUAUCUGUACUUUCUGUAAACGACCGACGACAAGUGGCACCAUUUUUUCUUUAUACUCAUCCUUGUAUCGAUCUGAUGAUUUGUUCAGUGUAUUCUGUAACAAGCAUUUAUCCAGAGAGACUGGAUAAAUGGACUGUUUCAUGUUACAGGUCUUAUCAGUUUGUAGUUUUGCAGUCUGUUCUCACCUGGAAAGUGAAAUAAGACCCCAUUCAAGCGUCUUCCUCUUGAAGUAGGACAGGUACUACAUACUUUGUUUCCUGCAUUCUUUCAUCCUUUAUUAGCUGAUUUUGGUAAUGGUAAUAUAGUUUAUGGAUGUAUUCUUAUCAAACCAAUCCAGAUGUAUGGCUGGGGGCCCAUUUCUUUUUAGUAAGGUUGGUAAUUCAGUAAUACAACCUGAGAGACACAUCUGGCCCAGCGAUCUGUACAAUAAGAUGGAGGCUGGUGCUGGAGAUCUUGUCAAAAUCCAACAGUACAGAAAAGUACUGCUGUAUUUUGCAAAAGCAUCUGACUAGUGACGCUUCAUUCUUCAGCAUUAGUCACCCCCAAACACCCUGAAAAUUUAGCUUAAUUUAUUUUUUUAAAAAGGGACAACACAUAUUAAUGAACAUAUCAAUGUGAAUAUGCCAGAUGUAUCCAGAAGACUACUUUUUAUUUGCAACGGUCCUACAAAAACAAUGAGUAACACCUCGUCAAUGUACAACAAUACAGUUUAGACAAAAAAAUAAAUAAAUAAAUGCAUAAAAUUACAACAUGAAAAUCCACACUGCAAAAAGCAUUCCUGGAUAGGAAACCAUUUAAACAGUGUGGGGUCAUCUUGACAGAGAACAGAACAAAAGCUUUGAAUGGCCCUCAAGAAGCCUGGAGAACUAUUCCUGAAGAUUAUUUUAAGAAAUGAAAGCUUUUCAGGCUGUGCUGGAGAAUAAAAGGUGAUUAUAUAAAACGCUGACUAUCAAGCUUGUUAGUACUGGACUGUAGGUACUGUUUUUAAACUGGAGCCACAAUGUUCAGCAAACAAUUUUAAAAAUCUGUCUUUCAGUAGCAGAUCAGGUAAUUCUUAUUUUCCCGGUGAACUCGUGAUUUUGCUCAGUCGUUUAAAUAAGCUAUUAUUUCCACAGCACCUAAAGGCAACUUCAAACCCUCGAGGACAUUGAGGAAAGUUUUAAAAAGGAGCUCACUUUGUGCGUUUACCUCCGCAGACUGGCUCUCAUUUCGACACACACAUAAUCGGCGUGGACAGACUGUCACGAGAACCGCUCAUUUGAAACCAAUUCGCAUUACUGCUAAAAAUAAAGGAGGGCUAAUUGACUCCGGCCAACCUUCGGUGACGCGGCCCACACAAGCGACGCAUGCGCAGUGCCGCCGGCGUCGCACAGCACCAUCAGUAGGAGCAGGACCAGCGAGAGCCGCCGGGGAGAAGGGUGCCGUCGUUGUUUAUUUUACGCAAUAUAAACUUUUCUCGCAAUGUCGGGUUUCGACAGUAACCCUUUCGCUGACCCAAUGGACGUAAAUCCCUUCCAGGAUGCUUCAGUCACACAAGCCACCAGCAGAGUCAAUGACAACGUCGGGGAUUACAACCCAUUCUCUUCACCGGAAAUGGGACAGCACUCUGGGACGACAAUCCCUAUCUCUGCUGCACCCUCUCAACCAGCUGUACUACAGACAUCUGUGGAGCAGAACCCAAAAGCUAAAGCAGCUGCUGCCCAGGCUAACCUGAUCAAACAGCAGGAGGAGCUGGAGAGGAAAGCAGCAGAGCUGGAGCGGAAGGAACAGGAGCUAGAGAACAGGAGGCAGGCAGGCAGCGCAUCGAACCCCAGAGCUAAAGAGAACAACUGGCCACCUCUUCCAAGGUUCUUCCCUAUAAAGCCCUGCUUUUAUCAGAAUUUUGAGGAGGAAAUCCCCGAGGACUACCGCAGGAUGUGCAAGCGAAUGUACUACCUCUGGAUGUUCCACAGUGCCACUCUCUUCCUCAACGUGCUGGCCUGCCUGGCUUGCUUCACCAUUGACAGUAACUAUGGCGUUGACUUUGGUCUGGCUAUUCUUUGGUUCAUUCUGUUCACCCCUGUGGCCUUCGUCUGUUGGUACAGGCCGGUCUACAAGGCCUUUAGGUCUGACAGCUCUUUCAGCUUCUUUUUCUUCUUUUUCGUCUUCUUCUUCCAAGUGGCAGUUUACAUUAUCCAAACUGUGGGGAUUCCCCAUUGGGGCAACAGUGGAUGGAUAACAUCAAUCACCAUCAUCAAGACGAACCUGGCUGUGGCUGUGGUUAUGAUGGUAGUGGCUGGAUUUUUCACUGUAAACUCUGUGCUGGCUGUCAUCCUGCUGAAAAUGGUCCACUCUAAAUACAGAAACACAGGUGCCAGCUUCACCAAGGCCCAGCAGGAGUUUUCACAAGGUGUCCUGAGCAACCGAACUGUCCAAAAUGCUGCUACCUCCGCUGCUACCUCCGCUGCCCAGGGAGCCUUUAGCAGGAGCCAAAAUUAGUGUGAUUUCUACAAGUUUUGUGUCUCUGGCUAUUCUCUUUUCUGACCAGCAUACCGGGCUACCCACGUCCCAACAUUAUGCAGUUGGUGUAAAGGAAUUUUUAGGGAAAAGGGCAAAAAGCAAGUAACUUAUGAGUAAUAUACCAAGUGGGGUGUCUCCAUUCUCCAUGUCCACUAAAAAACUAAAUAAUAAUAAAGAUUGUGUAAUUUAGGAAGAUGUGUAGCUAAAGACAUAAAGUCAUCUUCCAAGAAUAGGAACCUACCCUCAGUUAAACUUUAUUUGUAUAGCACCUUUGAUGAAGGACAGUGCAAUUCAAAGAGCUUCAUAGAUGAUUGACGAACUAAUGAGAUGGUACAUUAAUU
Messenger RNA from Haplochromis burtoni (Burton's mouthbrooder), 3276 nucleotides. RefSeq names its product secretory carrier membrane protein 2, like (gene scamp2l). Gene Ontology annotation, cellular component: trans-Golgi network membrane; recycling endosome membrane. The transcript has 9 exons. Gene Ontology annotation, biological process: protein transport. The coding region runs from base 1898 to 2914 and encodes 338 amino acids. Lineage: Eukaryota; Metazoa; Chordata; Actinopteri; Cichliformes; Cichlidae. The record is from RefSeq and is a predicted model, not a curated record.